AAAUAAGCAGUCAGUUUGCGACGUCAAUGAAGUCACCAUGGUUUUGUCGGCCGCAGAAUUGGAAGCAGCUAGCACUUGUAAAUUAAUUAACGGCGAUAAAGCUAAAAUAUUAUCACUGUUGCACCUGAGGCAGAAUACCGACAGUUUUCUUAUUCAAUGUCUUGCUGACCGUGAAAUUCAAACAUUAAUUUACGUUGAUGAGAACGUGUCCUCGAAAUCAGCUUAUCGUUACAACUGUGCCGUAGUUCACAAUCCCCAUGCCUGCGUUCAUUUGGAUGCUGUUAAUGGUCACGGUUGGAAUGAGAAGAAAAAUCAACCUUAUGAUCCGAAGUUGAAUUUGGGCAAAAUUUUUGCUCAGCAGCAUUCUAACCGUAAACUGGAUAAGUCAGCUAGAAGCAAUCACGAAAAGAAGCAGCAACAAAUUGACCAAUUAGAAGAAACCAUACGAAUUCUUCAAGAGGAAAACACUAAAAUGAAACAGAAUUACCUUAGCCGUUUAACACAACUUAACAGCGCAAUUGAGAACUUCAGUGAUAGUAACAUGAAACCAAACAGUCAACAGGUAAAUCAGCUCCAGCAAAAGAUACAGUUGCUGAAUUCGGAUUUGCAGUCCCAGACGGCGGCAGUACGACUACUCAGAGAUGAAAAGGCUAGUUUGCAAACUGUGAUUAAUAACUUACGAGUCAUGUCACUUUCCAAGAACAAUACGAACGUAUCUGAUAACAAGCGGACUGAUCAACUUGAGCAACAGUUAAAUGCGAUGAGAUUGGACUUGCAGCGCCAAAAUGACUUAGUCAGUUCAUUGACCGAACAGAAUUCUAAUUUGCUAUCUGCGGUUAUGGAACCUCAAGCUAGGAUACAUUCCCAACGCGUUUAUUCCCAAUCCUCCAGGACAAACAAUGAGCAGCAAGGCUGCUGCAUUAUCAUGUAAAGAGAGUACGAUUAGGACACGUAUAUUGCCAAAAACGAUAGGAUGUGGUACGUUUUGCUGUCCGAUGGUGAUGCUGCAACCAUAUCAACCAACUGUUUUUUCCCCGUAUUUCGUAAUUAAUGCUACUGAGAUU
Daphnia carinata is the source of this 1064-nucleotide messenger RNA. RefSeq lists its product as uncharacterized. NCBI's taxonomy places the organism in Eukaryota, Metazoa, Arthropoda, Branchiopoda, Diplostraca, Daphniidae. The record is from RefSeq and is a predicted model, not a curated record. Bases 38 to 931 code for a protein of 297 amino acids. The transcript is spliced from 2 exons.